AUGGCCCACUUGAAAGAUCCAGAGAAGGACGAUUCGGACACUCUCGCAGCCCACGAAGUCGAUUACAAGACCAUCAUACAAGCAGUUACCAUCCAAGAUGACGAGACGGCACGCGAACUCCGUCUCCGCCGCCAGGCGUCGCAGGUCGACGCACCAGCGCGGGUGGUUGGUGAAUUCCGCAACCUCUCGAUCCACGUCACGGACUCGCUCGCGACUCCCAGCGCGCAUGCAAAGAACAAGGCAGCCCGCGAGCUCUCCGAGCUCGACUGGCACCGCGUGUCCGUCGAUGACGCGCUGCAGCGCCUCAACGUCUCCCCAAAAUCCGGCCUCGACGCAGACCAAGUCAAGCGGCGCCAGGCGGCCGGCUUCAACGAGAUGACCCCUCCCCCACGUAACCUCCUUCGCAAGUGGCUAUCCUACGUCUUUGGUGGAUUCGGGUCCGUUCUGUUUAUCGGUGGCGUUCUCUGCUUCAUCGCCUGGCGGCCGCUCGGCGACCCCAACCCAGCUGUGGCGAAUCUCGCCCUUGCCGUCAUUCUGUUCCUGGUAAUCCUCAUCCAGACCGCCUUCAAUGCCUGGCAGGACUGGUCUACGUCCCGCAUCAUGGCCAGCAUCACCAACAUGCUUCCACAGGAAGUGACUGUUAUUCGCGACAGCCUCCCCACCAAAGUCCCCGCCCGCGAGCUCGUCUCCGGCGAUAUCGUCAGUAUCGGCCUGGGGAACAAGUUGCCCGCCGACGUCCGGUUCCUCACCUGCAACGAAAUGAAGUUUGACCGCUCGGUGCUUACCGGCGAAAGCGAGCCUAUUUCAUCAACAACCGAGAUGACGGACGAGAAUAUCCUCGAGUCCAAGAAUAUCGGGCUGCAGGGCACGCUAUGUGUCGCUGGUUCCGGCACCGGCGUGGUAUUCCAGACGGGCGACGCGACUGUUUUCGGCCGAAUUGCCAAGCUCUCGUCGCGCGGCGGACCCCGCCAGACGACAUUGGAGAAGGAGAUUUUCGGGUUCGUGCUCAUCAUUGUUGGGUUUGCGCUCUCUAUCGCCAUCUUCGUCAUCAUCCUCUGGGCCGCGUGGCUCAACAAGCAACACAAGGGGUUCAUCACCCCAGCUACCCUCGUUAUUUCGGUUGUGUCGGUUUGCGUCGCUUUCAUUCCUGAGGGCUUGCCGGUUAGUAUCACAAUCUCGCUCAAGGUGGUUGCGAAUGCUCUCGCACGCCGCAAGGUUCUCUGCAAGACGCUCAUGACGGUCGAAACCCUCGGAAGUGUUAGCGUCCUCUGCUCGGACAAGACGGGAACCCUCACCUCCAACUGCAUGGCGGUUACCCAUGCUGCCGUGCUCGACGACGAGAUGACCCACAUUGAAGCACGUGACAAGAUGGGGACGGACGAGCGUGUCGCCCAACUGGCCACCAUCGCCGGACUGUGUAAUGGCGCACAAUUCGAGUCGGAGGGCCGCGUAAACGGUGACGCCACAGAUUCCGCCAUCCUCCGUUUCGCCGACUCGUUGCGUUCCGUAGACGCGACCAACAGCGACUGGGCAGAGGUUUACAAGGCCGCAUUUAGCAGCAAGACAAAGUUCAUGCUCCGCCUCCUGCGCCUCUCGGGUUCCUCCUCCUUGUCCACGCCCGCUCCGAUCUCAAAGCACGACAACUGGGGCAAAGACUCGCUCAUGCUCACCGUCAAAGGCGCUCCUGACGUCCUCCUCAAGCGGUGCGCUUACAUUGCCACUUCGUCGGGUGUGGAGGCGCUCUCUGCCACCAACCUCGCCCGACUGAGCGCUGUCCAGGCAAAGUGGUCAACACAGGGCCAGCGCGUUCUCCUCCUCGCUAAGCGCGUCAUUCGCUCCUCUGAUCUUGGCGGAUAUUCACUCGAUUCGGACGACUUUGCAAACCACAUGAACGCCAACCUCAACCAGGACCUGACAGUGAUCGGGCUUGUUGGCCUUGUGGAUCCUCCGCGCGAAGAUAUUCCCGAGACAGUACGCAUCCUCCGCGGCGCUGGAAUUCGGUUCUUCAUGGUCACGGGCGAUUUUGCACUCACCGCCGUGGCCAUUGCCGAACAAUGUGGAAUCGUCACCUCUUCGGCGCACAUACAAACCAUCGCCAACCUCGAUCGUAACCUCGACCUCGCCUCCAUCGCCCCUUACGACCCCGACGACGCCGACCGCGCCACACGCUCUCUCGUCCUCUCUGGACCAGACUUGAUGGAAAUGAACGACUCACAAUGGGCCCAGGCGUGCGCUUAUGCCGAAAUCGUGUUCGCACGCACAACACCUGAUCAGAAACUGCGGAUUGUUCGCGAGUUCCAAUCCCGUGAAUGUAUUGUCGGCAUGACAGGUGACGGAGUCAACGACGCUCCGUCCCUCAAAGCCGCCAACGUCGGUAUCGCCAUGGGUUCUGGCUCGGACGUGGCCAUCGAAGCCGCCGACCUCGUCCUCCUCGACACCUUUAGCUCCAUGGUAACAGCCGUAACCUAUGGUCGUCUGGUGUUUGACAACCUCAAAAAGACAAUCCUGUACCUCCUCCCAGCCGGAUCCUUCUCGGAACUCAUGCCCAUCCUUCUCAACGUGUUGAUCGGUGUACCCCAAAUGCUGUCAAGUAUCCAGAUGAUCAUCAUCUGUUGUCUCACCGACGUCCUCCCCGCCGUCUCGAUGUGUUUCGAAAAACCCGAAGCCGGCCUCCUAACCCGCCGACCCCGCGACACCAAAAAAGACAAGCUCGUCGACUGGAAGCUCCUUUUACACGCCUACGGCUUCCUCGGCGUCCUAGAGAGCCUCGCAGCAAUGUCCAUGGCGUUCUGGUACCUCCAGCGCCGCGGUUACGCAUUCAGCCACAUCGCGCUGGCGUUUGGAGGUCUUCCAGAAGAUGUCGAUCCCAUCAAAUUCAACGAACAAGUCAACGUCGCACAGAGCGUCUACUUUUUCACUCUGGUUUUCAUGCAGUUUGGCAACCUCCUCGCUACGCGCACGCGCCGGCUCUCGUUCUUCCAGCACCCGCCUUGGGGCGAGACGGCCAACUGGUACAUCCUCCCCGCUAUGGCGUUUAGCUUGGUCUUCCUAUUCUUCCUCAGCUAUCCGCCAUUCUUCCAGAGCGCUCUGCUCACCCGCGGUGUGCCGGUUGAAUAUAUUUUCAUUCCCAUCACUUUCGGUAUCGGGCUCCUCUUCCUCGAUGAGGCUCGCAAGUUCUGCGUCCGCAAGUGGCCAAAGGGCUUCCUCGCCAAGAUCGCUUGGUAG
Cutaneotrichosporon cavernicola is the source of this 3225-nucleotide messenger RNA. RefSeq lists its product as uncharacterized. The coding region runs from base 1 to 3225 and encodes 1074 amino acids. Lineage: Eukaryota; Fungi; Basidiomycota; Tremellomycetes; Trichosporonales; Trichosporonaceae. Gene Ontology annotation, cellular component: plasma membrane. The transcript is spliced from 3 exons. Gene Ontology annotation, molecular function: ATP binding; ATP hydrolysis activity; P-type sodium:potassium-exchanging transporter activity. The record is from RefSeq and is a predicted model, not a curated record. Gene Ontology annotation, biological process: intracellular sodium ion homeostasis; potassium ion import across plasma membrane; sodium ion export across plasma membrane.